Oncorhynchus keta (chum salmon) is the source of this 1749-nucleotide messenger RNA. RefSeq names its product alkB homolog 5, RNA demethylase (gene alkbh5). Bases 451 to 1485 code for a protein of 344 amino acids. The record is from RefSeq and is a predicted model, not a curated record. The transcript is spliced from 7 exons. Gene Ontology annotation, biological process: mRNA processing; mRNA export from nucleus. Gene Ontology annotation, molecular function: oxidative RNA demethylase activity. Lineage: Eukaryota; Metazoa; Chordata; Actinopteri; Salmoniformes; Salmonidae. Gene Ontology annotation, cellular component: nucleus.
AAAAUAAAUAAUUUUUUAACCGAUUUUGCCUCGUCACUUGAAAUACCGUUUUGGUACUUCCGGUUGUUGCUGAACCUGGUUGCUAACCAGUUAGCCAUGCUAACUAUCUAGCCUGUAUUCACACGAAAAUAGUCAAAAUAACAGGACAGGAAUAACGCAACGACGAAACUAAUAGACGCAGAUUCAUUCCGUGUCAUUUAACUCGUAAAAAUUAGUAUACAUUUACUACUUUGAAUCGUCGACUUGUUUUAUUUUGUUGGGAAAACAACCCGUUUUAAGUGAGCUAAAGUUGUUCGCCACAUCACAACAUAUAACUACCGUGAGGACGGUCACCGGGAGCCUCCCGGUCCCCGCGUCUACAGACGGACAAUUAUGGAAGUGAAAUAACUAUAAUUACAACCAACUCCUACAUUUUAUAUUUAUAUAUUAUAUAUAUAUAUCAAAUAAAACAUGUCAGCCAGUGGUUUCUCCGACCUGCGGGAAAAGCUGACGUCCAUGACUCCUCACCGGGACAAUUACAAAAACAGAGUUACCGAUAAGGACGACAGUUACAAAAAUAGGAAAGUUAAAGUUACCGACGGAGGUAGUAGUAACGGGAACGGCCGGAAGCGGAAGCACCGAGAUUCCUCCGAGGAUGAGGUCGAGCCUGUGGAGUCCCGUGAGCAGGAGGCGAGGCGUGUCCAGAGUGGCAUUGUUCAGGUAGAGGUCUUCUCUAAAGAGGACUGUGAUGUCAUUGAGGGCAAGAUAAAUGAGGUGGUUGCUAACGGAGAAGCGGGGCUUUACCGGGAACACACCGUAGAUCGGGCACCGCUACGGAACAAAUAUUUCUUUGGAGAGGGCUAUACAUACGGGGCCCAGCUAGAGAAGUCUUCUCUAAAGAGGACUAGAUUGUACCCUAAAGGAGAGGUAAACCCCGACAUCCCGACCUGGGUUCACCUCUCUCUGUCAUCACUAAACUGGUCUCCUGUUGUUGAUGUUGUUUUUUGUCCUGUAGGUUUUGUGAACUCGGCGGUGAUCAACGACUACCAACCAGGCGGCUGCAUCGUGUCACAUGUCGACCCGCUCCACAUCUUCGCCCGGCCAAUCGUAUCCGUGUCCUUCUUCUCAGACUCGGCCCUCUGCUUCGGCUGCCGCUUCCAGUUUAAACCAAUCAGAGUGUCCGAGCCCGUCCUGGAGCUUCCUGUCAGGAGAGGAAGUGUUACUGUCCUCAGUGGCUACGCGGCUGAUGACAUCACCCACUGUAUCCGCCCCCAGGACAUCAAGGAGAGACGAGCCGUCAUCAUCCUCAGGAAGACGAGACCAGAUGCUCCCCGUGUAGACCAGAGCCCCUCCCCUAACCCCUCCCCUCCUGAGAGACACGCCCCUCUGAAGGCCAAACGCUCUCACCGCAGAGCUGACCCAGACGCUGCACACAGGUACUCACACACUGGGAGACAUACACUCACACACAGGACCAGAGCCCCUCCCCUAACUCCUCCUACCUGAGAUACAGGACCAGAGCCCCUCCCCUAACUCCUCCUACCUGAGAUACAGGACCAGAGCCCCUCCCCUAACUCCUCCUACCUGAGAUACAGGACCAGAGCCCCUCCCCUAACUCCUCCUACCUGAGAUACAGGACCAGAGCCCCUCCCCUAACUCCUCCUACCUGAGAUACAGGACCAGAGCCCCUCCCCUAACUCCUCCUACCUGAGAUACAGGACCAGAGCCCCUCCCCUAACUCCUCCUACCUGAGAUACAGGACCAGAGCCC